CAGAGGCAAGGCAUACUGUGCUGUGUGGAAUACAGACAGAGGUUUAACUCAGUCAAGAGAGGUUUUAAAUCCAGUGGGCAUGUGGAGAGGUAGACAGUACGAAAUACAAACAGCUGGUUGUUUCUUUUUUUCCUUUGUUUUUCAUUAUUCCUUUAAUCAUUUUUAAAUUAUGGGUUAUUCACCUGAAUGCUCAACUGUAUAGCAGUGCUUGGUGCAGAGCCCCCAAAACAGGAAAGGACAACAAAAGAGCUUACCCAUUUUAUACUUGCAUCAUCUUAUCAGACCAAUAAUCAAAGCAAUUCAAAACAGUUCCAGUUUAUCCAGUUUACCAAUUUUAUCCACAAAAAGGCUUCACUUGAGGCAAUUCUGAACCUCCGGUAACAUGGGAACACAAGACCUGCUUCUGAGAUGUUUGCUCUUUGCCACUCUAAUGACUUUGAAUCAAUCUGGCUUGGUAAAGAAGGUUCUACAGCACCAAAGGCAAGAGAUGACAGUCCCAAGUACACAAAAUGUCACCCAGCCCAGCCCUGAAAAGUCAUUCAUCUACAGCCAUGUCUAUAAUAUUAAUGUUCCAGCCAGCUCCUUCUGCUCUGUGGACCUAGAUUCUCCAGGUCUUACAGAGCUUGAGCCAAGAGAUGCAACAGUAGAAUCACAGGCCACGGACUACGCCUUUAAUAGACAGAAUGAGAUUGUCUUCACCCACCGCAUUAACAUUCCCAAGCAGGCAUGUGGCUGUACAGAUGGCCAUCCUGAACUGAGAGAGCUUCUGAACCGGCUGGAAAUGUUAGAGGAUGAAGUAUCUACUCUUAGAGAGCGAUGCGGAGGGCAUUCUACCUGCUGUGGAGCACAGGUCACAGGAGAGGUAGGAACCAAGCCUUACUGCAGUGGUCAUGGAAACUACAGCACUGAAAUAUGUGCAUGCAUCUGUGACAAGGGCUGGAAGGGCCCCAACUGCACGCUGUCUGAUUGUCCAAAUGACUGCAGCAACCAGGGCCAUUGUGUUGAUGGGAAAUGUAAAUGCUUUGAUGGCUAUUCGGGCAAGGAUUGCAGUAUGCAAAUCUGCAUUGUUGACUGUGGUAGCAAUGGGCAGUGCAUCAAUGGAAUCUGUGUCUGUGCUGAGUCUUUCUCUGGGGACGACUGCUCAAAGACAGCUUGCCUCAACAAUUGCCUAGGCCGUGGCCACUGUGUGGAUGGAGAUUGUGUGUGUUAUGACCCCUGGACUGGUUUUGACUGUUCAGAGCUUAUAUGCCCCAAUGACUGCUAUGACCGUGGACUUUGUGUCAAUGGUACCUGCCUUUGUGACAAAGGCUUCAGAGGCGAAGAUUGUGGAGAACGAGUUUGCACCAAAAACUGCACGGGGCAUGGCCGCUGUGUGGAUGGCAAGUGUAUUUGUAAUCCCGGGUAUACAGGUGAAGACUGUGCAACACUGACCUGCCCAAACAACUGUAAUGAAAGAGGUCACUGUUUUAAUGGGAUUUGCAUUUGCAACAAUGGCUACCAGGGUGAAGACUGCGGUGUUCUUUCCUGCCUGAACAAUUGCUUUAACAGAGGACAAUGUGUCAAUGGCAAGUGUGAAUGCAAUGCUGGUUUUCAGGGAGACGACUGUUCAGAACUCUCCUGCCCCAACAACUGUAACAACCAGGGUCGCUGUGUUAAAGGACAGUGUGUGUGUGUGGAAGGAGUUGGAGCUGAGGAUUGUAGUGUUAAAACCUGCUCAUCUGACUGCAGUGGCCAGGGUCAGUGUGUGGAUGGGACGUGUGUGUGCUUUGCAGGUUUUUGGGGUGAGGACUGCAGUGAGCUGAGCUGUCCAAACAAUUGUCUGCACCAUGGCCACUGUGUAGGAGGCCAGUGCAUCUGUGAUGAAGGCUUCACUGGGGAGGAUUGUAGUCAGUUAAAAUGUGUGAAUGACUGCCUAGGACAUGGACACUGUGUGGAUGGCCACUGUAUAUGUAUGGAGGGCUACACAGGUGAGGAUUGCUCUAUUACAACCUGCCCUGCAAACUGCAACAACCAUGGGCAUUGCAUCAAAGGUGUAUGUCUCUGUGAUGAAGAUUUUGGGGGCAAUGACUGUAGUGAAAGAAAAUGUCCAAAGCACUGCCAUGGACUGGGCCAGUGCGUGGAUGGACAAUGUGUCUGUAAUGAAGGCUACAUUGGUGAGGACUGUUCAGAAGUAUCUCCACCAAAAGACCUGAGUAUCAGUGAGAUAACCCCAAAGACUGUGAACCUGACCUGGACCAAUGAGAUGCUGGUGAAAGAAUACUUGAUCACCUACAUUCCCACAUCAUCAGAUGGCUUGCAGCUGGAUGUUCGUGUGCCUGGGGACCUCACAACUGCAACCAUAACUGAAAUUGAGCCUGGCAUUGAAUACUCCAUCCACGUUUAUGCCAUCCUCGAUAAUAAGAAAAGUAUUCCAGUUGGUACCAGAGUGGCCACAAAUCUGCCACAGCCUGAGGGCCUGAAGUUUAAAUCCAUUGGAGAAACAUCUGUAGAGGUGUUUUGGGAACAGCUGGACAUUCCAUUAGAUGGCUGGGUGCUCACCUUCCGCAACACGAAAGAAGAGAAUGGGAAAAUAGUGAACACUUUACCUCCUUCCCAAACGCAUUUUGAGCAGUCAGGGCUUGGGCCAGGACAGCAAUAUGAAGUCUCUGUCAGCAUCAUCAAGAACAACAUCAAAGGGAUCCCACUGAGUAGAACUAUAGUGACAAGAAUUGAUGCUCCAGAUGAGGUUGAAGUCCGAGACGUGACAGACACAUCAGCCAUGGUCUCUUGGUCCAGGCCCGUGGCAGAGGUGGACAAAUUUAUUGUAUCUUAUGGCCCGGCCAAAGUCUCAUCAGCCUGGCAUGACAUGGAUGUACAUGCCACAAUCAUGCAACAUAUUCUGGAGGGACUAGAGCCAGACACUGACUAUCAGGUCUCUAUCAGUUCAAAGAAGGGAGACAUCGCUAGUGAACCCAUUUAUGAGAGCUUCACCACAGGCCUGGAUGCUCCUCAAGACCUCCAGAUUGUGGGUCAGACUGAUGACAGCAUCACUGUAAAAUGGAAAAAUAGUCGUGCAUUUGUGGAUGGCUAUCAUGUCAAAUACGGUCCUGUUACUGGAGACACCCUUAGGGAAGAUAUGGUCCCCAAAGGACUAGGAGACACAACACACGCUACCUUUACUGACCUGAAGCCUGGGACAGAAUAUGUUAUUGGAGUUACAGCAGUUAAAAAUGAAAAGGAGAGCCAGCCAGCCACUGCCAGUGCAGUGACAGGUCUUGAUGCUCCACGAGAUCUGGAGGCAAUUGAAGUCACAGAAACCACAAUGGUCUUGCUCUGGAAAAAGCCCAGAGCCAAUAUCACAAACUACAGGCUGGUAUUUGUUUUCACUGAUGGCCAGUGGGAGGAGCUGAGUCUUCCUGCUGAUGCUACCACCUAUACCCAAAAACACCUGGUGCCUGGGAAGCACUAUAACAUCACCUUGGUGGCAGAACAUGGUCAGAGGAAGAGUGCCCCCGCUACCCUUACUGCAUCCACAGCAUCUUUCACUUUUUAUUUAGCCAACUCAUUCCCUGAGCUCAAUACUACCAAGGAUUCAGAUGACAAUUUCAUUAGCUUUACAUCUCUAGAGAUAUCUGAGUCCCAGAGAACUGGGACUGGACAUGAGGACUUACCAGGCACCUUGACUGUGUCCAACAUCACAUCAGAUGGAUUUGAUAUUUCAUGGGUGCCAAAGCCCCACAUUUUAUUUGACAGUUACAUUGUAGAAAUCCAAGAUUUCUCAGGGAAAUUCAACCAUGAGGUUCAUCUUCACGGGCAAGCAGCAAGCAGUAGAAUCCAUGACUUACAUGCUUCCACAAAGUACCAAAUAAGGCUUUAUGGAAUAUCGAAUAGCCAGAGAUCUUCACCAUUAGAAGCAGUGGCAAUUACAGCACCACAGUCUACCUCUCCAGAUGUUGUUGCUUUGAACCUCAUAAGUUCCCCAACAAAGCAGCCAACUUCUCAAACAGAUCCUGUCUAUACUCCGGUAACUGAAGAGGCAAAUGUUAUAGGCUCAGUUGUAAAACCUGAAGGUUCAACUCUACCUAAUUUAAAGGUUUCUGAUGUAACCCAAACAAGUCUGAAGCUGUCUUGGUCAGAGCCAGAAGAGGCCUUUGAUAGCUUCCUGGUUGAGCUGGUAUCAGUGUCAGAUAUGUCAAAAGUUAAUGUAACAAACAUAUCUGGUGGAGCCAGGGAUGUCCAAAUACUUCACUUGGUCCCUGGAAUGCUGUACAAUAUUAAUUUCUAUGGUCUUUGGGAAGGAAAGAAGAUUCAACUAGUCAAUGCUCAUGCCAAGACAGAGCAAAAGAAGCCCUUGAUUGAAAGUGUCACUGUGUCUGAUGUGUCAUGGGGCAGUUUCAAUGUAUCCUGGAGCACUGAAAAGGGUUCUGCCUUUGAAAACUUUGUGAUUGAGGUGGCAGAAUCAGAGGGUGGCCAAAAAAGGCAGAACUUCUCAUUGUCUGGAGAUUCUCAGAGUCUGCGCAUUACUGGCCUUAGCCCCAACACCUCAUACACAAUUGCUUUGUAUGGAGUAUAUCAGGGGUACCUUUUUGAACCUCUCCACACUGAAGCUAUCACAGUGAGUAUGCCAGCGGUUGGAAAUCUGUAUGUGUCUAAUGUGACCUCAGAAAGCUUCUCCAUUGCCUGGAAUGGCACAAAAGGAAGUUUUGAUGGUUUUAUCCUGGAGAUAAUAGACUCAAGUUCAUUGAGAGAGCCAGAUGAAUAUAACCUAUCAUGCAAUGCAGUAUCCUAUAAUAUCACUGGCUUGAUGCCAAGCACUGACUAUAUAGCCUACCUCAGUGGAGUUGUGAAGGGAACAAGAAUACACACCGUCAGUGCUUUUGCUUCCACAGCGGCAGAGCCAGAUUUGUCUGGGCUAGUUGUUUCUAACAUUACCUCAGACAGACUGUCACUCUCCUGGCGGAUGGGAGAAAAGAUGUAUGAUAACUUUAUAGUCGAGGUGAGAGAGUCUGCUUUGCCCUCGCAGGCUAUGGGGCGUUCUCUGCCCAUUGGGGCACGCUCCACAGUGCUGAGUGGGCUUAAAGGAGACACACAAUACCACAUCAAGCUGUAUGCUACCUCUGGCAACCACAAUUCAGCUCCUCUGACUACUGUGGUCACCACAGAACCCAAGGCCCAGCUGGGCGCUAUAAUGGUGUCUGAUAUAUACCCAAAUAACUUCACCCUGUCCUGGAGUACAAUGAAAGGCCACUUCGAUGGCUUUGUUAUUCGUGUCAGUGACCAAGAGCAAUUGCAUGAUAUAGUCGAGUUGAAACCUUCAGGUGUAGCCAGAAAUGUUACUGUAUCUGGUCUUGUGGACUCCACAGUCUAUGAUGUACUGCUUUAUGGCAUUUCUCAUGGUGGCAGAACCCCUACAGUUUCCCUUCAUACCACUACAGCCUCGUUGCCCAAAGUGGAAAACGUCACAGUUUCAGAUAUUACUCCAUUUGGUUUCCGAGUGUCCUGGACAGCACAAUCAAGUGAGGGUUUCAGCCAUUUUCAACUAAAGGUGUCAGAUUUUGGUCAACUGCUGGAACCACAGGAGUUCCUGAUCCCAGGCAACCAGAACUCACUGGAAAUCUGGGGCUUGAUUACUGGCAUUGGCUAUGAGAUCAAUCUGACUGGGGUUUCGCAGUCAGGGCUGCAAUCCCGGUCAGUGACCACAGAAGCUGUGACAGAAGCUGAACCUGAGAUUGAGCACCUUUUCGUGUCGGAUGUCACUCCGGAGAGCUUCCGUCUGGCCUGGACAGCAGAAGACAUCUUUGAUCGAUUUGUGAUUAAAGUUAGGGAUUCCAAAAAGCUCAUCCAUCCACAAGAGUUCAAUGUCCCUGGGGAUGAGAGAACCAAAGUUCUAACAAAGCUUACUGGGGGGACUGAGUAUGAAAUUGAGAUAUAUGGUGUCACUUUGGAACAUCGCUCUCAGCCCCUUACAGCUGUGGCCAGAACAGGCCUUGGGGCUCCACAGGGCAUUCACUUCUCUGAGGUCACAGACACCUCUGCCAUUGUUCACUGGAAUAUGCCUCGUGAGAUGACUGAUACUUUCCGCAUCACUUAUGUACCACUACAAGGAGGGGACCCUGCAAUAGUGACAGAAGUGGAUGGUUCACAGUCACAGACUCAGCUUACAAACCUGAUCCCUGGUGAGACAUAUCAAGUAACAGCCAUUGCAAUGAAGGGCCUGGAAGAGAGUGACCCAGUGUCAGACAUUCUCACUACAAAUGUGGACAUGCCACAGAAUCUGACAGCUGUCAGUAUUACAGAUAUAGAAGCUCUGCUGCAGUGGCAACCACCUGUUGCCAAAGUGGACGGAUAUGUAAUUACAUACCUUGCAGACACAGUGGAACCAGUGAUGAAAUGGGUAUCUGGCAACACUGUAGAGUUUGAGAUUAAUUCUUUGCAUCCAGCCACUCAAUACACAGUAAGCAUAUAUGCCACAACAGAUAGCCAGAAAAGUGCCCCUGCCAACACUAACUUUACUACAGAUGUGGAUGCUCCCUGGGAUCUUGUGGCCAGUAAUAUUCAAACUGAUAGUGCUGUUCUCACCUGGAAACCACCUCGCACACCCAUCGAAAGCUAUGUGCUAUCCUUUGAAUCAUCUGAUGGCAUUAUCAGGGAACUGAUUCUGGACCCUUCAGCGACUUCACACAGGCUGCUGAAGCUAAAUGAAUCCACUCAGUAUACUGUCAAGCUAAAUGCUGUUUUUGGACCUGAUAGCAAUCUGCACCAGAGCCAGAUAGUCAGCACAAAAUUUACCACUGUUGGACUGCUCUACAAGAAUCCCAAGGACUGCUCACAAACGCUACUAAAUGGAGAGACUACCUCAGGACUAUACACCAUUUACCCUGGUGGAUAUGAUAAACUACCAGUGCUGGUGUACUGUGACAUGACCACUGAUGGAGGUGGCUGGCUGGUAGUCUUGAGGCGUCAGAAUGGAAAUCUUGAUUUCUACAGGAACUGGAAGAAUUACACCAGUGGAUUUGGUGAUGUGAAUAAUGAGUUCUGGCUAGGUCUUAGCAACCUUCACACAAUCACAGCAUCCAGCCAGUAUGAGCUCCGAGUGGACCUGAGGGAUGGCCAGGAGUCAGCCUAUGCUCAGUAUGACAGAUUAUAUGUUGGGGAACCUCGCAGUCGAUACAAACUGCAGACUGGUGCCUACAGUGGCACUGCAGGUGACUCUUUGAUAUAUCAUCAGAAUAGACCUUUCUCCACCUAUGACAAUGACAAUGACCUUGCCAUUACAAACUGCGCUCUAUCCUAUAAGGGUGCAUUCUGGUACAAAAACUGCCAUCAUGUGAACCUUAUGGGACGAUAUGGAGAUAACAGCCACAGCAAGGGCAUAAACUGGUUCCACUGGAAAGGCCAUGAACAUUCAAUUCCGUUUGUUGAAAUGAAGAUUCGACCAGUCAACUUUAGAAACUUGGAAGAUAGAUGAAAAUUGUCAUACUUUGUCAUGAAAGUCGGGUGUCAUGAAAGUCAGACCAUAUUUAAACAGAUAUAAUUAAUACCAAUACUAUAAAAAGUAUUUGGCCAACACAGAUUAUUCUAGAUCAUUCUAGCUCUAUAGGAGUGCUGCCCUUUAACUUCUUAUAUGGCUUUGUCUGUCAAAAUUAUUUGAAAUAAAACUUAUCUUGGCCUAGCAGAUUCUUUUAUUUGCAGUUUUAUUUUACAAAUGAAUAUUCAAGAAUUUGUUUUGUUUUUCUUGUUACAAAUGUCUUCUAUACUAUUACAAAGACAAUGUUAUUUUUGUGAUUGUUUUGCUAUUAAAUCAAAGAAACAUAAUUGACUGAUGAAAAUGUUGUCAAUACUAGUAAUACAUAAAAUCUGGAGCCUUGAGGAUCCAUGUUUUAAUUUUUUUUAUUGCAUGCCCACCAUGCAUCCAGCACAAAAGAAAAAUAUCUAUCACUAUCACCACUCUGUUUUUGAAUUAAAUAAUAAAAAUGUUUGUAAUUUUUCUAUUAUAAUGACAUGGUCCAAUGAAAUCAGAAAUCUGUACUGCUUUUUUAUUACUGUUUUGAAAAUUUAAAAAGAGGUCCUAUAAUUCCUUUGAAUAGAACGAAAUGUAUGGUAUCCUCUUAUAUUUCUUAAAUGUUUUAUGACUUUUGAAAUUUGAAAGACUGAACAUGUAAAACAAUGUAUUUGUUUAGUUUAUAAAAGAUUGAGGCCAUGGUAUUAACUACAACUCUUUGAAUCUAACAUCUUUACAUAAUAAUCAAAGCUUCUAUUGAAAUAAUGAUGAAAUCAAAAAUCAGUGAAAAAUCAGGAUCCAUUAAAAAAAGAAAAUAAUCCAGAUGCCCUUGCAAAAGCAUGAAAGUAAAAUAAAAGUUUGAGUGAGUAAAUAAAUUUGGCACACUGUCAUAUUUGUCUCAUGAUCCACAGUAUUAAGUACUUGUAUCCAAUGAUCUUGUGUAUAUAAAUAUAAAAGUCUGAUUUUAGAUGUUCAUCCCCUUUGCAAUGUCAGUAAAUUAAUUGUCAGAACCUACUGGAGACUCAUUCAUAUGUAUGAGCAAUUUGGGCAGACUACAUAAACUGUC
Molecule: messenger RNA, 8546 nt
Organism: Electrophorus electricus (electric eel)
Lineage: Eukaryota; Metazoa; Chordata; Actinopteri; Gymnotiformes; Gymnotidae
Gene: tnca
Product: tenascin Ca
Biological process (GO): neuron projection development; regulation of cell adhesion
Molecular function (GO): protein binding
Source: RefSeq, a predicted model, not a curated record